AUGGAAGAUUCUUAUACAUUCGGGCACAUAGGAAAACCUUACUAUGUUUGGUUCCCUAUAACGCGAUUUUUAAUGGUCGUCAAAAAGAAGUUAGCAUCAUUCGGUGAACCAAUUGAUAUAGGUCCAACUUCAACUGGUAAGCUGAGUACUCCAGAACUUGUGAACACCAGAAUGACACUUGAAACUGCGCUCUUGUUUCCGGGAUGGCACCUGAUCUUGUUAAAUUGGCGAGAGCUCUUACUGAUCGGUGAUUCAAAAGCGCAAUCACUCGUUGAUUUUAGAGAUAUUGAAAGAGCAGUGAAGUUCUGCUCGAAAUUGGGUUACUUUAAGAGACGAAUCGAAGAAAACUCUAUGCUUACUAUCAGUAUAAACGCAGACAGUCGAUGGGCACUAAUCGAUCUUGACGAUUUGGUCUCCGCUCUAUCAUUCUUCGCGAUUGAUGACAAUGGUCUAUUGCGACCUAACUUGGAAGAUAAACACCGACAUAGAAUUUACACAUUAACAGGCCCCGAAUUAGUUAGUGGUCCAAUU
This is a messenger RNA of Ambispora gerdemannii, 531 nucleotides long. The record is from the annotation of a GenBank genome assembly. Lineage: Eukaryota; Fungi; Glomeromycota; Glomeromycetes; Archaeosporales; Ambisporaceae.